CUUUAUAAAAAGCUAAUCUUAACCAUGCAGGCUUUACUGCCAUUUGGGCUGAUUGGACGAUUUAUUGGCCUUGCUUUAGCUGGAGAUAAUCAUGAUGAUGAUGAGGACUGUUUUUGUGACAGAACUUUUGGAACUGAUAAGGACAACAAUGAAGAUUGUGAUUGUGAAAAUGAUGUUUACAGACCUCCUACCUACACUAAACCUUCAUACGGUCCACUUAUUUAUAGUGGAGGAUCUAUUAAUAAUCCACUAAAGUCAUAUGAGGCUCCAACAUCUUUCCCCUACUCCAAUAAUCCCAGUCGUCCUUUAUCCGAUUCCUAUGGUGCCCCCAAUCCGGGGUCAUUUGAUCCAUUAACCUCAUAUGUUUCCCCUCUAUCCAGCUCUUAUAGUGCUCCUUCUUUCCUUCUUUAUAAACCUAUCUCAGAUUCAUAUAACCCUCCUCAUCGACAGCCAUUACCAACUUAUACUCCACCCUCAACACUACAAUAUAGUCCCUCCUCAGCAGGUUCUGGACAUCCAUCUAGCUCUUACGGUCCACCCUCUUCUAUAUCGCCUUGGAUACCCUUUCACGCAUCCCAUGAAACUCCCAUUACUCAGCCACCAAAUCAAACACAUGAACCUGAUACUCAUGAACAUAUUGGAAAUUAUUCGCCUCCCAAAGCUAAGAAUGGUUGUGUUUGCCGUGAAGAUAAUUAUAAAAAGAAAGAAAAUGGUUGUGAGUGUGAACCUCCUGUCUCCUAUGAAACUGGAAACAGAAUAACUAACUACCAAGCCCCUAUUUUUGUUCAAUUAGUUCAGGAUGGGGACUACAACUACUCGAACUAUCAAAAUCUUCAAACAGAUCUAAACUUAGAAAGACAUACUACUUCACACCCAAACUCAGAUGAAAGCCAUCUUGAUAAUUUUCGAGAAGAUGAUAGCUAUGCUCUGAAUCCUGACUUGCCAUCCAAUCCGUCGGCGUCAGAUGGCUAUACAUAUGAUCAGUCCUCUCUAAGCCAAUCACACGGGCAUUCAUCAGAAACUAAAUUUGAAUUUAACUUCCCGCUUUAUUAUCCGCAGUUUGAUAAUCAGCAGACACCAUCAUCCGGGAAAAAGCAUCCAUCCAAUCCCACCCCAGUUUACUUUUCUACAUCUACAUAUACUUCAGGAAGCAACACAUUUAAAAAAAUUAAUUUCCAAAAAAGAAUAGAAUUACAACUUUCUCUCACCAAACCUUAUUUUUAUAAAUAGUUGCAAUUCAGGUUUUACUCAGAAACCUCUCUUACACCAAAGUCUUGUGGAUUAUGGUUAUGAAUCAGUAUCCCUAAUAUCAAGCCAGAGCAAUGAGGACUACAAAGAACUACCUGGGAACCAUAAACACCAGCAUGAUGAAUAUCAAGAAGAUGUUGGAGUGUAUCAUGAAGACGGUGAGGCUCAUAAAUAUGAACACGAUCCCCAUCAAAUCAUCAAAGAUCCAGAGCCUUCCAAUAUUGGCUUAGGGAAUAACAAGCUUGGAAAUCAGAGAAAAGGAUAUUCCUAUGUUUACUUCUACAGCACCUAGUAAUUCAGUUUUAAUUGUAAAAAACUACUUUUUUAAAAUAUUCACAUUUAAAUAUUCAUUACAUAUUUAAUAUGCUCGGUGUGCUGUCCAGUGUGCUAUCCAGUUUUACCUUAUAUAGUCCAUAUAUGUGUACUGCACUGCUCGGUCUAGGUGCUUAAAAAUCGGCCCGGUACUUGAAAUGAACCCGAGU
This is a messenger RNA of Eurytemora carolleeae, 1730 nucleotides long. Its product is annotated as DNA-directed RNA polymerase II subunit RPB1-like. The transcript has 4 exons. Lineage: Eukaryota; Metazoa; Arthropoda; Copepoda; Calanoida; Temoridae. Bases 25 to 1230 code for a protein of 401 amino acids. The record is from RefSeq and is a predicted model, not a curated record.